This is a messenger RNA of Rodentolepis nana, 1569 nucleotides long. Lineage: Eukaryota; Metazoa; Platyhelminthes; Cestoda; Cyclophyllidea; Hymenolepididae. The record is from the annotation of a GenBank genome assembly.
AUGUGUCCUGAGUGGGUGGCAUCUAUAUAUGGGCGGUCCAGCAGCCCCGAUUAUCACAUUACACUGAGAGGAAAUACGAAAGAGAUGUCUAAAGGACCAGCUGUUGGAAUUGAUCUUGGUACUACUUUCUCUUGCGUUGGUGUAUUCCAACAUGGAAAAGUGGAAAUCAUAGCUAAUGACCAGGGCAAUCGCACUACCCCCAGUUAUGUCGCUUUCACCGACACCGAGCGUCUGAUCGGUGAUGCUGCCAAGAACCAGGUGGCUAUGAAUCCUACCAACACUGUUUUCGAUGCCAAACGUCUCAUUGGUCGUCGAUUUGAUGAUAGUAUUGUGCAGGAUGAUAUGAAACAUUGGCCCUUCCAUGUGAUCAACUCCGGUGGCAAACCGAAGAUCGAGGUGGAGUUCAAGGGUGAGAAGAAGUCGUUCUUUGCAGAAGAGAUCUCCUCCAUGGUGUUGUUGAAGAUGAAGGAGACAGCUGAGGCUUACCUUGGGAAGACAGUGACAGACGCCGUGAUUACUGUGCCAGCCUACUUCAACGACAGUCAGCGUCAAGCCACGAAGGAUGCUGGUGCCAUAUCGGGCUUGAACGUUCUUCGAAUCAUCAACGAGCCCACUGCGGCUGCCAUCGCGUAUGGUUUGGACAAGAAGGUGGGAGCUGAACGCAAUGUGUUGAUCUUCGAUUUGGGUGGUGGCACCUUCGAUGUGUCCAUUCUCUCGAUUGAGGACGGACACAUCGAAGUGGCGUAUGGGGCGGCUGUGCAGGCGGCGAUAUUGUCGGGUGACAAGUCGGAGGCAGUGCAGGAUCUGCUCCUGCUGGAUGUUGCGCCGCUGUCCCUUGGUCUGGAGACCGCGGGUGGUGUGAUGACGGCUCUCAUCAAACGCAAUACAACCAUCCCAACCAAACAGACACAGACCUUCACCACGUACUCGGACAACCAGCCAGGUGUGUUGAUUCAGGUGUACGAGGGUGAGCGUGCGAUGACUAGGGACAACAAUCUGUUGGGGAAGUUCGAGUUGUCUGGCAUCCCUCCGGCUCCUCGUGGUGUGCCUCAGAUAGAGGUGACCUUCGACAUAGACGCCAACGGUAUCUUGAAUGUGUCGGCGGUGGACAAGUCGACUGGUAAGGCGAACAAGAUCACGAUCACCAACGACAAGGGUCGUUUGUCGAAGGAGGAGAUAGAGAGAAUGGUGAAUGAUGCGGAGAAGUUCAGACAGGAGGAUGAGAAGCAGCGUGAUCGUGUGGCGGCGAAGAAUGGGUUGGAGAGCUAUGCGUUCUCGAUGAAGUCGACAGUGGAGGAUGAGAAGGUGAAGGAGAAGAUAGCGGAGGGUGAUAGGAAGAAGGUGGUGGAGAAGUGUGAGGAGGUGUUGAAGUGGUUGGAUGUGAACCAGACUGCAGAGAAGGAUGAGUACGAGCACAAGCAGAAGGAGUUGGAGAGUGUGUGCAAUCCCAUCAUCACAAAGAUGUACCAGGAGGCAGGUGGUGCUUGUGGAAUGCCAGGUGGUGUUGGUGGUGCUGGUGGAAUGCCAGCCUCUGCUGGCGGUGGUCCGACCAUUGAGGAGGUGGAUUAA